CGGGCUCACUGCAAGUCGAGCGGGGACGACUGCGCAAACUCCCUCCCUUUACGUCAUGACGUAGACGAGUUCGGUUUCCGACGAGCCGAAAAUGGCGGAGUACCUGGCGUCCAUUUUCGGCACAGAGAAAGACAAGGUCAAUUGUUCCUUCUAUUUUAAAAUCGGAGCUUGCAGACAUGGGGACCGUUGCUCGAGAUUGCACAACAAACCAACCUUCAGCCAGACCAUCCUGAUCCAGAACAUCUACCGCAAUCCUCAGAACAGCGCGCAGACGGCGGACGCGUCGCGCUGUGCCGUCAGCGAUGUGGAAAUGCAGGAGCACUACGACGAGUUCUUCGAGGAGGUGUUCACAGAGAUGGAGGAGAAGUACGGAGAAGUGGAGGAGAUGAACGUGUGCGAUAACUUAGGCGACCACCUUGUCGGCAAUGUCUACGUUAAGUUUCGCCGCGAGGAGGACGCAGAGAAAGCGGUUAUGGACCUGAACAACCGCUGGUUCAACGCUCAACCCAUCCACGCAGAGCUCUCCCCCGUCACUGACUUCAGGGAAGCCUGCUGCCGUCAGUAUGAAAUGGGAGAGUGCACCCGCGGUGGCUUCUGCAACUUCAUGCACCUGAAACCCAUAUCACGAGAGCUUCGACGGGAGCUGUACGGACGCCGCAGGAAAAGGCACCGCUCCCGCUCGCGUUCCAGAGAACGACGCUCCCGCUCCAGGGACCGACGGAGGGACCGCGAGCGGCGGAGGUCGAGGGACCGGGAGCGCUCCGGAAGAUUCUAAAGGAACAACCGACCCACCCGAUCCCCUCCCUCUUAACCCGGCAGUGACGACAAAGUUAUUUUCUUUUCAGUAAAUUGUUGGAAGUGUUUUUUUUUUUUCUUUUUUUUUUUUUUCCUUUUAUUCCCUUUUUUUAAGACAAGCUUGUGUUGCUUUCUCAAUAAAACAGAUUUGUAACUCUG
This is a messenger RNA of Mugil cephalus (flathead mullet), 954 nucleotides long. Its product is annotated as splicing factor U2AF 35 kDa subunit-like. The transcript is spliced from 8 exons. NCBI's taxonomy places the organism in Eukaryota, Metazoa, Chordata, Actinopteri, Mugiliformes, Mugilidae. Gene Ontology annotation, cellular component: spliceosomal complex; U2AF complex. The coding region runs from base 92 to 775 and encodes 227 amino acids. Gene Ontology annotation, molecular function: pre-mRNA 3'-splice site binding; metal ion binding. The record is from RefSeq and is a predicted model, not a curated record. Gene Ontology annotation, biological process: mRNA splicing, via spliceosome.